AUGCCACCAAAGGUUCCAUCCAACGCUACUUUCAAAAACAGAGAAAAACCACAAGAAGUGCGUAAAGCUAACAUCAUCGCAGCACGUGCGGUGGCCGAUGCUGUUCGUACUUCUCUUGGUCCAAAAGGUAUGGAUAAGAUGAUUAAGACGUCCCGUGGUGAAAUUAUCAUAUCUAAUGAUGGUCAUACUAUCUUAAAACAGAUGGCUAUUUUACAUCCUGUGGCCAAGAUGUUAGUUGAAGUGUCAGCUGCUCAGGAUGCUGAAGCAGGUGAUGGUACUACGUCUGUGGUCAUCUUAACUGGUGCAUUGUUAGGUGCAGCUGAAAGGUUACUCAGUAAGAACAUUCAUCCAACUAUUAUUGCGGAAUCAUUUCAAAGAGCUAGUGAAAGAUCAGUGGAAAUUUUAUUAGAAAUGUGUCAUAGAAUUUCUUUAGAUGAUAGAGACGAUUUGAUCCGUGCGGCAUCAACUUCUCUGAGUUCCAAGAUUGUUUCUCAGUAUUCUUCUUUCUUAGCACCUUUGACGGUCGAUGCUGUGCUGAAAAUUUGUAAUGAAGACUCUAAGACAGUAGAUUUAAAUGAUAUCCGUUUAAUUAAAAAAGUCGGUGGUACGAUCGAUGAUACCGAAACUGUCGAUGGUGUAGUAUUAACCCAGACUGCUGUUAAAUCAGCUGGUGGUCCAACUAGAAAAGAAAAAGCCAAGAUUGGUUUAAUCCAAUUCCAAAUAUCACCUCCAAAACCUGAUACUGAAAAUAACAUUGUAGUCAAUGAUUAUAGGCAAAUGGACAAAAUCUUAAAGGAAGAAAGGGCAUACCUUUUAAAUAUUUGUAAAAAAAUCAAAAAGGCUAAAUGUAAUGUCUUAUUGAUUCAAAAAUCCAUCUUAAGAGAUGCUGUCAAUGAUUUGGCAUUACAUUUCUUAUCUAAAUUAGGUAUUAUGGUUGUAAAAGACGUUGAAAGGGAAGAAAUCGAAUUUUUAUCCAAGAGUUUGGGUUGUAAACCAAUUGCAGACGUUGAGUUAUUUAGUGAAGAUAGAUUAGGUUCUGCUGAUUUAGUGGAGGAAAUAGAUAGUGAUGGUUCUAAGAUCGUCAAAUUGACCGGUAUAAAGAGUGCUAAUGCAAAGCCAACAGUCUCAGUUAUUGUUCGUGGUGCUAACAACAUGAUCUUAGAUGAAACAGAGCGUUCCUUACACGAUGCCCUAUGUGUUAUUCGUUCUUUAGUGAAGGAAAGAGGUUUAAUUGCCGGUGGUGGCGCCCCAGAAAUCGAAAUUUCACGUAGAUUAAGAAAAGAAGCACGUGAAAUGGAAGGUGUCGAGGCUUAUAUCUGGCAGGAAUUUGCUGAAGCCUUAGAGAUUAUUCCAACCACUUUGGCUGAAAAUGCCGGUUUAAAUAGUAUUAAAGUUGUUACUGAACUACGUUCAAGACACGAAAACGGCGAAAUCAACGAUGGUAUCUCCGUCAGAAGAUCCGGAACCACAAACACUUACAAAGAACACAUCUUACAACCUGUAUUAGUUAGUACAAGCGCAAUUUCUCUAGCAGCUGAAUGUGUCAAAUCCAUCUUGCGUAUAGAUGAUAUUACUUUCAGUCGUUAA
Molecule: messenger RNA, 1587 nt
Organism: Kazachstania africana CBS 2517
Lineage: Eukaryota; Fungi; Ascomycota; Saccharomycetes; Saccharomycetales; Saccharomycetaceae
Gene: CCT4
Product: chaperonin-containing T-complex subunit CCT4
Exons: 1
Coding region: 1-1587 (528 amino acids)
Biological process (GO): protein folding
Cellular component (GO): chaperonin-containing T-complex
Molecular function (GO): ATP hydrolysis activity; ATP-dependent protein folding chaperone; ATP binding
Source: RefSeq, a predicted model, not a curated record